This is a messenger RNA of Trichoplusia ni (cabbage looper), 2721 nucleotides long. RefSeq lists its product as uncharacterized. The record is from RefSeq and is a predicted model, not a curated record. Bases 494 to 1066 code for a protein of 190 amino acids. The transcript has 6 exons. NCBI's taxonomy places the organism in Eukaryota, Metazoa, Arthropoda, Insecta, Lepidoptera, Noctuidae.
AAAUAAGACAAUAUUUUCUGGGAUUCUCAAUUAUUUAAGAUCAAAUUUAAUCACUUUUUAAGGGUAAACUGUAAAUUCGUAACGGACGCAAUUUGGCAUUUCUAAACCACCAUUUCUAAAUCAGUCAAAAAUUGUCAAUCUCGGUAGUUUUAAGACUUGCACAGUUGCACGACUUUCCAUUAAUUAUGAAUAACUACGUAAUAUAAUAGCAAUAAAUUAUGAUUUAAUAGAAUAAGUUACGUCACAAGUUGUUGUUAAUCAAUUAUGACGUUUGUAUUUUGCACGCUUGGAGUAUGACUUUGUCCAUUCAGGUUUUUUUUUUCUCUUAUAGGGAAAAACGUGUCAUUAAUGAAUAAAUAUAAACGCACGAGGACUUCACCAUGUCAUCAGUUGUCUAUAGCCCCCACAGGCCGACACAACAAUAAAUAUUUGUAUUAUAUAAACUGUUUUACAGUUCUUUAUUUAUUGUUGAUAGUGUCAAUUGGUAAACACAAUGGCGUCUUUCAAAAUUUUAAUUGCGAUUGUGUUGCUUGUGGAAAUCAGCUGGGCUAAACCGAAUGGAAACAAAAUCGACAUCAAAAUCCCAAAAGAGUGUGAUAAGGAUGGAUUUUGUUCCGUGAAACCUGAAGGUUAUGAUAAGUUGGAGGAGAAAAUCAACAGUCUUCUGACCCCACACUUGAUUAGUUCUUUUGCUGACCGGAUGGGUCAAGAGCCAACUACUGAACUGUCUCCUCAGAGUGACUGGCACAACUGUCCCUACGUAAGAAAGUUGGAUUCAAGUUACACAUUUUUGUAUGAAAACCUGACGAAAACCGACUACAUCAUUCAAACGAAGCUGUUGAGCCAAACCAUCGAAACCGUUACUUGCGCGUACGAAAAAAUCGACAGCGGCACUCAACAAUGCUUCCAGCAUUUAGGUUUGGGUGCUUUCAACAUGCAAUCUACUUGUAAGACCUCUACAGCAAAACGGUCUCUCCUUAUCUACGAUGACACGGCCCAUAUGAUUGUGCAAAAGGAUUUCAACGUACCCUGCUGCUGUACUUGUUCUAUUACCAACUCAUUAUAAUUUGCAUAUUUUUUAUGUCAUAAUUCAGUGUAUACACUUCUCAGAGCUUGAGCGAUUCUCUGUCAUUUAUAGCGGGUGAUUUAACCGGACAUCAAAUAGGUGUAAUUUUUUUUAAGGUAGAAUCCAUGAGUACAUAUUUAUGACUUUUUUAGGGCAUGUGUAAGAGCUUUAUGACGAAUAAUUACAGAUUUAGAUAAUUUAUAUUGAUUGAGAUAACAAGACUGACCACAUUAAUUGUAUUAACUGUUUUACUCAUAGUUUGUAAGUUUUUAUAAUACAACUUUGAGUGUUAAUUUAUUCAUUUAGGUAGCAAAAUUUUUAAUAAACGUAUGUAUUAUAAUAUAGCUAAUUAUUAUUUCCCUAUUCCCGUAACUGCUAUCAGAGCGAAAUAUUUUGGUGGUCCGGAAAAGAGAUAAAAUAUUGGUGGGCUAGCCUUAUCAAGUAACAACAGCGAUGUAUGAGACAAAGGCACCAAUAUUUAGUAGAUUUUUCAAGACGUGCCAAAUUACAUUAGCUGCACUAUACGAGUACGUGCAUAGUUUUCAUUUCAAUUCAUAUAAAAAAAACUAUGAUAAAAAUAGUUAACAAGUUCAUUACCCGUGUCUUACUAAAAAGAUAACAAUUUUUAUCACUGAUAAACAUUCUUACGUUGAGUUUCUAUGGGAUUAGAUUAUUAUGGCAAUGACAUUGAACAUAUCAUAAUCAUGACAUUUUAAGGGACAACGCCUCUUAAAUUAUUAUUAUUCAAGUUAAAAAUUAAUAGUUGCUACGAAGUCUGUCUGCCUGGUACCAGUGUAACCUGGUCGAAACGUCAGGUCUUCUGCAAAUGUUUUUCAUGAGGUAAGGCAUUCGGGUUUAUCGCUCGGAGACAAUGUUUAAAUUUCCAUACUUUUAUAUUAGAACUAAAUUGUAAUACCGCUUAUAAAUAUGACAAUAGUUGCUUAUUUCGAAACUAAUUUUAGAACUAAUUAAAAAUACUAUCGUAAAGGGUAAUUUGAGAAAGGUAUAAAAUCUUGUGACAAUUUAUUUAUGCUCUUGUGGUUUACAUUGUCUUAUUUAAUUUUGUAAGUAUUUUGUUUCAUGACAAGUUUGAUCAUAGGAGCAUUUACUUGGCAAAUAUACUAGCUUAAAAAAACUAUAAAACCGUGUGGAAAAAGGGAACUUGCCUAUACAUCAAUAUGUAAUAAAAGUGACCAGCGCAAAAUUCAUAGAUGAAAUACGUGACCUUCUGAAAAAAUGGUAAAUAAAUGAGUACAUACAUAAUCUAUUUUGGGCAAUAUUCUUUAGACACACGCAAACAUGUGUGUCUAUUAAGUUAAAAUACACUAUUAUUAGAAUAGCAAGAAAAGUUAAUGGGCAUCUAUUACGACAUGUAUUGUGUUAAGACGAAAGCAGAUUUCAAUUGUUUUUGUGUUUAUAAACAACGUUUCGCAAUACAUUACUAAACCAUGACUUGGGGAUUUUACAAGUAUUUAUAAUCAUAGUAAAUAACCGAAGGACCUUUUCAGGGAUUAAAGCACUUUUAAAUUGCGUUUUUACAUCAAUAAAAAUAUUUCGAAAUAAUUACAUUAUAUUUCAACUUCGAUCAUGGCUCAACCAGAAAGUAUGCCAAAGAAACUAUUUUUUGUUAUUAUAAUUAUGUGCUGAUGCACAUA